Molecule: messenger RNA, 8868 nt
Organism: Terrapene triunguis (Three-toed box turtle)
Lineage: Eukaryota; Metazoa; Chordata; Testudines; Emydidae
Product: dnaJ homolog subfamily A member 1-like
Exons: 7
Coding region: 3415-4752 (445 amino acids)
Biological process (GO): response to heat; protein refolding
Cellular component (GO): cytosol; cytoplasm
Molecular function (GO): ATP binding; Hsp70 protein binding
Source: RefSeq, a predicted model, not a curated record
CCCUUCCAGCGUCAGGGAUGGGGCUGGUUGGUGCGACCCCUGCUCCGUUUGCCUAGAAGAUUCAUUCUUCACCAGUGCCGACCCUAAAUCCACUGGUGCUCCAGCCCCGUCUCUGAAGUACCCACUGACAGCGGGAACUUCAUAUAGGGCUCGUCUUCACUGCAGAGUUACCUCGAGUUAGUUAACUUCCCUCUCAGUUAACAGCCCUGGAAACGGAGAUCUUUCGUUCAUCUUCAGAAACGAUACAGGACUGCUGGCGCCAGUAUGUGCUUCUCAAUGCUGUCCUGCUAGCAUCUCCCCCAUGACCCCUGCCCUGCCUUGCCCUUGCUCUCUCUGCUGAGACCGCCAAUUAAGAAAUGCUUUUGUACUGUGGUGUCGCUUCCCAUUUGAAACUAGAAUAAGGCCUGGGCUAGGCACACAGUUGCCCCUGUUUAAUUAAAGGUGCCUUUUAAAGCAGAUUUAGUUAAACCGGUGUAACUGCGUGCGAACUCUCGUAUAUUGGUUUCGCUUUGGUAGGUUUACAUGCAUGAGUUAAACUGACAUAGCCAGUUUUAAACCAAUAUAAGUGGGUCCAUAGAGGGAUUUGCACCACCAUGAGUGAGCCUAGCUCAAGUGAGAGCUGUGAAAUAACUCGAGCAGAACAGAAUCCCCACUACAUCAGCACCACUCCAGCUUCAACUACCCGCCCAGCGUGGGGUUAAAGCACCACUUAACUCGGGCGAAAGAUCUUUGUGUGUGGAUGGGCGUCAGGUUGGGGGUGAUGCUUGAGCUAAUGCCGCAGUGAAGUCACGCCCAUAGACUCCUCCACGGUGGUAUCGGAGGAAAAGGCCCAGCCCCAAAUUCUGGCCUGGCCUGAUUGAACUCUUGUGAGCUGCUGGGCCCGCUGUGCUUUCUGCAGGGCUAGCUGUGCUGCAGGUAUUCGGGGUCUCUGUUGUGGAGAGAGAAGGAUGUUCUAUUCUAUUUAGGUUCUUAUCUGGCCCUCAGCACCAUAGUCUCCGAGCACCUGUUGGCAGAGCUGUCCUAAGAUACUCCCAGUGUUACCUUGAAAAAAACCCCAACCCCCUGAGUUGAAGGUGCUUUUCCCAGCAGCAUCUGCAACACCCUCUGCUUUCAUUUGGACAGACUUUUCCAGCCAUUAAAGCUACAAAGAAAAAACACCCAAGUUUGAACAAAGCAGCCCCAUGUGCCUGAGUCUGCAGACAGACCGCUCCUCCUGGCUGGGGCUGGGAGCUUUGCUGACCCUGUAAUUAACAAAAUUCCGGUCAGUUUCACAACUGCUGUUCAGAGCCCUGUGUGAGUGAUCUGGAUGUGCUGCUGCCCAGAAGAGCGCUGAGAAGCAGCAGAGGUGCAGUAGGUAUUUGUGGAGGAAGGGAACCCUAGAAACAGAGGCAGGGGGUGGGGGGGACAGUAGUGAAGACCCUCCCCACUUGCAGUAGACAAGAGGCUCUGGCGUAGGGGGAAGAGAGCAAACUCCUUCCAGCAAGUGGAGGAUGGUGGAGCUUUGAUCUUAUUAGUCGUCUGCUAGCCCGAGGCUGUUACACCCCAGCAGGGUCCAGGGACAGCACCCUGCUGAAACUGCCGACAACUGAGAAUUGCCAGGCCCGUCACCAGGGCGUUGAUCCUGCAGCCUCACCAUCAUUCGUACCUAGUCCUGGGCAAGCCAGUUUAACCUGUCCGUGGUGAAUCUUCCAACAUCUGGCCCCAGUUGUUGUGGAAGGAAGCUGGUAGCCCGCGCUGCGGUCUCUUUGCCCUUUAAACUGUGUUUCAAAAUGGCUGAAGUUGGCACGGGUCUAACCCUGCUAUGAAGGGGGCUUCACAUGGACUUGGAAGACUGCACUGGUGCCAAGCCGGUUUAAAUUGGUCCAAACCAAGGUUCCAGCUGCAGCCUUUAGGAUAAGAGCAUGAGCUCAGGAAUGCGCUGUGUGCAUUGGAUGGCUGGGGGUCAAGGGAACAGAUCACGCUGGCUUCAGACUAACCCUGUCCAAGCUACUGGGCGUGUAACUUACACCAUGCCCUUCACCUUCUCAGGCAUCCUGGGCCGGGGAUCUGGAACAAGGGCACAGAUCUAGGACUCCCACGAACUCGGUCAAAGUUGGGUUCUGUCCGACCUGUAAUCUGGGAGCGGGUCCAGAAGCACUGCAGGGUCUGAGCCUGCCAGCAGCUGAGCAUCUCCUGGGAGCUCGUGAGCACCCUCAGCGCCUGUGGACUUCCGGAGCAGCUGAGGGUGCUCGUCCCCCCGCGGCAGGCAUUCAGCUCCUUACAGAAUCAGGCAACAAAGCGUGCCACUGCUGCGUUAUUCAACCCUCUUUGGUAACCUAAUCGCAAUGGAGUUUCCAGCGCCCAGGGUCAGCUGCGUUGCUCCUCGGUGCUGUCAGCGCAGCUGACUUGGGCCAGUCUGCUGCUAGCAGUCAAGGUGGUCCGCUUUUUUAAUGACCCGAGCCAAGAGCCUUUUCCACUGGCCAACGCUAAACAGGCUUAGCUGCCCUGGUUUGGCGGGGAGGGGAGCUGGGCAAGAAGCGUGGGGAGGGAUUAAAUAGGGGAACACGGAAGGGAGGGGCGUCCCCAUUCUGAGCCUGCUUCACACUCAACACGCCACACCCCGGUGCUUAAAGGCACAGGCCGCGGUAGUCCAUAGGGCAGCAGAUGCUGUCUGUUUCCAGCAUAUUGCCAAGGAUGGGGACGAGUUGGGUUGAUAAGAGGGUCUGGAGCCUUUCGCCUCUAGAUAACCCGUCCUCAGUUAGCCCUGGUCCCUAGUGAUUCCUGCCUGGUGGCUCGUGUCGGCAGUAAAUUCGGAGAGGGACUUAUCGUAGUUCCCAGCAGGCAGAUAUCCGUGCUGCCAAAACCACCAUCGCCACCGGCAUUAAUCGGGAGAUUUCCAAGCCAGAAGCAGGGGCUGCGCAGAGGUUUUCGGGGGCAAAAUCUGAAACGGAGGCUCGGGGCCAGAGUGAACCCGCAGUGGUGGCUUGGCUCCUGUUCUGUAGGGCUGGACCCAGCUUCCCGCUCCGGAGUCGUUCCAUGUGGGGUCGCAGUGCCACUCGGGUUUGGCCCAGCCGUGACAGCAGAUCCACGGGGCAGGGGGCAUGUUCUGCUGUUUGAAUAAACAGAGGAUUCCAGCCUCCAGGGCUCUUAAUCCUGCCACUAGCACUAGAGUCCCAUUUGUGCGUAUGUCCCCUGCCUGGGGCAGUAACCUAGGACUUGGGAGUCCUGGGUUCGAUUCCCAGCUUUGCCACCUUGAGUGAGUCCCUUAGCCGCUCCGUGCCUCGGUUUCCCCAUCGGUACCAUGGGGAUAAUUGCACAGCCCUGCCUCACGGGGGUUAAAGAUUUUGAGGUGCUCAGAUACUGCAGCGUUGGGGGCCAUAUGGGUUUCCUAGGCUGGUAUAUAGUCUGUCAGCUCAGGGCACGGGGCCUAUUCGAAUGGGUGCAGCAGUUCGGGGGAGCCAGUGGCUAUGCGCGGCACUGGCACGGUGGCAUUGGACUGGCAGGGGGCCCUCUUUGAACCCGCUUUCUCCUCCUCCACCAGCGCAUCAGAGGGGAAAGAUGGUGAAAGAAACGGGUUACUACGACCUCUUGGGCGUCAAGCCGGGCGCCACCUUGGACGAGAUCAAGCGAGCGUACCGGCGGCUGGCGCUGAAAUACCAUCCCGACAAGAACCCCAGCGAAGGAGAGCGGUUCAAGCAGAUCUCGCAAGCCUACGAGGUGCUGUCGGACACCCAAAAGAGGGCGCUGUAUGACCGGGGCGGGGAGCGGGCCAUGAAAGAAGGCGGCACUGGAGGCCGAGGAGGAUUUGGGUCCCCGAUGGACAUAUUCAACAUGUUCUUCGGAGGCGGGGUGCGGAUGCCUGGCCGGCCAGAGAGGAGAGGAAAGACAGUGGUGCAUCCGCUCUCGGUGACCCUGGAGGAUCUGUACAACGGCACCACCCGAAAGCUGUCCCUGCAGAAGAACGUCAUCUGCGGCAAGUGCAACGGCUGCGGGGUCCGGGAAGGCGUCGACAGCAGGUGCCCCAAGUGCCACGGCACCGGCAUGGAGUUUCACGUCCACCAGUUGGGGCCCAGCAUGAUCCAGCAGAUCCAGACCAUGUGCUCGCAAUGCCAGGGCCAGGGCGAGUGGGUCCGGCCCCUCGAUCGCUGCCUCACCUGUAACGGCAGGCGGGUGGUGCGAGAGAAGAAGAUCCUGAACGUCCACCUGGACAGAGGCAUGCAGGACGGGCAGAGGAUCACGUUCCACGAGGAAGGGGACCAGGUGCCCGGCCUAGAGCCUGGGGACGUGGUCAUCGUCCUGGAUCAGAAGGAGCACCCCGUCUUCCAGCGCAUCGGCAACAACCUGGUCCUCCGAAAGGAAAUCAGCCUGGUGGACGCUCUGUGCGGCUUCAGGCAAGUUGUCCGCACUCUGGACAACAGGCCCCUGCUCGUCUCCUCACAGCUUGGUGACGUCAUCCGGCCGGGAUCCGUGAAGUGCGUCCCUAACGAGGGCAUGCCCGUCUACAGAAACCCCGCCCAGAAGGGCCGGCUCAUCAUACACUUCCAGGUGAGAUUCCCAGAGCCAGGCUGGCUCUCCCCGGACCGUCUCCACCAGCUCCGCACUUUCUUCCCCCCCCAAGAAGAGGUCAUGGCGACGGAGGACAUGCAGGAGGUGGAACUGAACGACUACUUCUCCCAGCCGGGACACUGGUGGCAACCCCACGCCGGCGAGGCCUACCACGAAGACGACUUCGAGGAGGCCUCGCGCCCGCAUGUCCAGUGCCACACGUCGUAGCCCCCCCCCCCCCCCCGGGCGGCCGCCCCCUCCCUGGAGCAGGGCGGGGCGAGGGGGGCGGUUCAGAAGGUCGUGCGGUUCAGGGAUGUAAAUAGUUAACGCUGCCACCGGUCCAGUUUGGCAGAACUAGCGUAGCUCCGGCCUGGCUCGGUCGGUCCCCGGGGGGCGCCACUGAGCCCCUGUGGCAGGAGGAGGCUCAGCACGUGGAGUUCCUCGCAUCCCACAUCCUGCCAGCGCGCACUCAAGGGCUUAGGCUCCAGCUAACAGUAGUCGCUGCCUCCGAGGAGCGUAGUGGUGUGAAAGGGUCCCUGGGCACAAUGCAUCAGGAUCAAUGUCUACAGGGAUCAUUCACCGCUAUCGCUCUGGGGGCCUGAUUCUCAUUCACACCGAAGCCCCUUUAGGCCCCAAUAAGGAGGCCUUAAAGUGGGAGUAACCGUACCCCGCGCCCACAGGCGGGCCCCUUUUGUGCUGCCUGAGCGGCAUCAAAGAACCUUAGUUGUCCUCGAGAAUCGGGUCCUUGGGUUUAAACCCCUUCCAGAUUCUCCACUCAGCCCCGUGGGAGUUUGACCAGCUUUAGUCAACGUGCCGUUUUUGCACUAAAGCUUCGUGCCGUUUCGCGACCUGCCCCGGGCGUUUUGCUUCCUCCUCUGCCUUGGGUGGACUGUGCGGCUUCCCCGCCUGAGCUGCAAAGACGCGCUCGCUCGCUCUAGAGAUCUUCUUUUGCACAUUUAAGCGAAAGGGGCUGUUUUCCCAGGGAGGGAAUAUCAGGGACUUAUUAAACAAAGCCGGUUUUCCUCCGCUUGGAAAACGCCAGCAGCUUCGCAAAGACACGUCUGUCCGCUUGGGUUUCCCAUUGACUCGCGUUCCCUUAGCAUGUAACAGGAUGUGGAAAGAAUUCUGAGGAGUCAGUGGCACUUAACUACAAAUCAUCCCGAACCUGGAAUCAGAUCCGCCCGGGAGGAGGUCUAGGGGCCAAGAUCUAGUCUGAGGAGCCUGGGUCUGCUUCGCGGAUCUCUACCGCCGAUCUGGUCGGUAGCACUGAAAUCCCAGGCCUUGAUUCCCAAGUGCCCUGCCCUGUUGUGGUUUACGCCAGCGCAUAGUCGGCGCAGAAUGCUACUGGAUCAGAACCAGUGUAAAUGCACCAGGCGUAGGGCAAUGAAUCAGUCCUGCCCGCAGGCGUUUGGGGAUUGUAGCGCCAUCUACUGGUAGUCCUGAGCUAUGCGCUAUCCCAGAAUAAAACAUGGCUCAGCUGUUUCUUUCAAGGUCAUACAGUUGCUUUUUCUUUUCAUUGUACGGAGAGGGCUCUUGAUGCUUCUUGGUUUUAAUCGCCUUCCUUUCUCGUCUGUCCGGGUCGUGGUGCGUUCUGCUGGUUCACCUUGGGUCUGUCCAGUCAGCUGAACUUUUUACAAUGCAAAAUACCGUUGAGUUUACUUCUCACCCCUGUGCCCGGCACUCCGCUUCUGCCAUCACUCCCAGGUUAAUGCGUCCGCCCCACUGGAAUCUGCCACGCCGUUCACAGGAGCAGAGGCUGCCACUCAUUAAUGCUGAAGGCUGAUGUGUACUGCCACCUUCUCGUUGAAAUGUUAGAGGUGGUUAAGGAGUGGGUCCUGAAGGUCCCCCACUGAGGUUCAUGGGCUGGGAGAGGACCUAAGAAGUAGACCUGUGUUUGAUAGGCCCACAGUACCUGGUAGCAGAAUGCAAGAGAGUAUGGUUGAGUGGUUAGAGCAGGCAGUUGGGAGGCAGAAAAUGUGGCUUCUGUUUUCAGCUCUGCCGCUGUGACUUCAGCAAGGCCCUGCCUCAGUUUCCCCAGCUGUAAAGUGGAGAUCGUGCCUACAUCGCAGGGGUGAGCUGAGAGACUUGUCUCCCUCCUUGGACGGCAGGAGCAAAGUGUGGAGUCUUCUCAGGAAACCUCCCUGCCCAGCUCACGGUACAAACCCUGCGCUCUCAACUCCCCUGAAACUGGCCCCAAGCACUUCCUCUUGCUGCCACAGCUGAUCAACAGAGAGAUCUGUUUGUGGCACUCUUCUUCCUGCAGUCACCACGGGAAGCCACGACCCAGAGCACAGAGUACUGUCCCCGCAGCAGCCGGGGGUUGGAAGUGAGCAGACUGCAUCGGGUGAAGAAAAGCUGUAACCUAGGUGUUCUGAUGGACGGUCGCCUGUUGCCAGCACGUGGGGGGAGUGGAAGCAACAGGAAACGCAUGUGAUCAUUGAAGGAAGACAGCAGUCCUGUGGCAGCGUUUCUUGCAACUUCCUGUGAAGCAGCCAGUACUGGCCACUGUGAGAGACAGGCUACCGGAUAGAAGGAUUCUGGGUCUGAGCCAGCCUGGCGGUUCUUGUGUGCCACAGGGCAAGCUGAAUGUUAAGUGAAAGCAACAUCUGGGUUGAGGAUUUAAACCGUCAGCCAGGAGGGGCCACAAGGGAGUUUUGCUCGAGCAGCGACUGUGUUCUGGACCAGGGGAUUAAACACAAAAAAGGAUUGGCCUAGGGUGAGGGCACUUGGGAAAUACGGAGAGCUCCCACCACGGUUAAGACAGGUGUGUGGCUCCUCUUUUAUGUAGACUAUGGUACAUCCCGAACCAUAGUGGUUAGGAAAAGCGCCGCAUGCAGUGGUGCUGACUUGAUUCUGCUGCAGGGGCCUGGAGCUCUCUCUCUGAAUCCGACGCUUCCAGUCAGCCCAGGGGGGAUCUGAGAGUCAAGCUGGUGCAUCUUUGUCUUGUGCAUCGUCUCUGGUGAAAGUUCUUCCAGGCCCUUCGGGGGCGCCUGUGCAGCAGGGUGAACAAGACUCGAGUCUAGCUCCCCUGCUGGGCUCCGGGGUUAAUGAGAGUUCAAAGGGCUGCUCUGAACGGCCUGCCGUCUGCAGGCCUUGUGGCAUGCCAGGAGCAGAGCCGAUGAGUAGAGACCGGGCUGUUGCACACUCCCUUCAGGCCAGUCCAGUCGCUUCAUCUGCCCUUUCAAGAUGAACAAUCCCCCGCCGCUCCCCCUGGGCAGUGACACCUGCUGUGGCAUCCACCCCCCAUCCUGCACCCCAUGGAGCCAGUCUCUACUGCAGGGGCAGAAACUCCCAGACCGGCUUGGAACGGGGGAAGCUUAUCUUUGCUAAACAGUCUCCCCACAGUGUGUGACGCCCCUGGCUCGGGAGUUGCAUGUUUCCUCCAGGGAGGGAGCGCUGCCUAGUGGGUAGACCAGGGGCUGGGAGUCAGGAGGCCUGGCUCCUAUCCCAAGGUCUGGAAGGGGCUGGGUGGGUGUUAGUGGUUAGAGCAGGAGAUUGGACUCCUGUCCUGAUAGGGCGGAGCCAGCCCUGGCUUUGAUCCCUCCCUACACCUAGACAGAUCCCUCUUCAUCUAGGAACCAGUGCGCCUCCCACCCCGCCCCAGGGUGCCCUCGGGCAAUGGCAAACCCACCUCAUUGGCAAGUGAGAUUCUGAAACAGGCUCGCUGGGGUGCAGCUGACAAAUUCAGGCUGCUGUCACACCCUGUAAUUAGAUGGGGGGGGCAAGGCCUUAGCCCCAGGGUUCUCAACUUGGGGGGUCACGAGAGGUGUCAGGGGAUCAAAGCUCAAGGGAGAGGCUGGGGGGGGGGGCAUAGGCACCUUUAUCCAGACGUCAGCUGCCCCCAGGGCGUUUGGGGAGGGUCUGUGUUCUUGGUGCACACAGAUGACCGCACCGCUGUGGCCAUUCGUGUCCAGGCCAGGUUUAUGCUCAGGCUGAGGAUACAGGGUACAAACCUUGCUAAUUAUCUCAGGGCUGUUCCCUCCCCCCGGGACCCUUUGCACCAGCUCUGGCAGCGUAAAGGGGCCAGGGCGAUUCACACUUGCUGUGAGGCCCCUGGGCUGGCAGAGCAGUGGGGGGAAAAGGGACCUGGACAAUGAGACUCGGGCCCAUCUGCUUAACUUUCUUUAGUCAGUUUCUUUCUUCGCUCAAAGCCUAAAUUAGGCUUCAGGAAGUAACGGGGGCAGGGGGGUUUUCUUUCCUUUUUGCACAGAAGGGAGUUUUUAAAAAAACGUUAAUUUAUUUUUGAAAGUAUUUUAAAUUGGUGUCUGUCUGUCUCUUUUUUUUUUUUUUUUCUUUUGGGAAACUUUGUACAUGGCAUUAAAAGCAAAUCCGAGUCUGACCGGA